Molecule: messenger RNA, 1390 nt
Organism: Vitrella brassicaformis
Lineage: Eukaryota; Vitrellaceae
Source: the annotation of a GenBank genome assembly
CAGGUCUCUCAGCUAUCAACACCAAACAGCAAUACACACGAUCAGCACCACAGACAGCAGCGGCGAUCAGCAGGAAAAAGGGUCGGGGAAGGGGGCAGCAAAAAAGAGUCGCUGUAGUGGGUAUGGGAUCACUUCGCGAGCAAAAAAGAGUCGCUGUAGUGGGUAUGGGAUCACUUCGCGAGGUUCACGAUGUGCUCGCGGCGAGCCUUGACAGCCUCCUCGUUGAGCCGCACUGGGGGUGACUGCGAAAAGUCGAGAAUCAGGUCCCACGGACCCAAUACCACCACCGGGGCCGGGUGUGGGUACGAGGUUGGUUGGGCUUUCUGACAGUUGGCACAGCACGCCGGCCGCUGGAACCAGAACUCCGCUUCUCCGCCCUGCUGAACCGCCCCGCCUCGUACCGACCGAUGAGUGCAGUUGCUGCAAAGCCAGAUGCCGGUGAAGAACAGCUGGUCCACCGAGUGCACGAAAGGCUUCAGCUGCUCCGGGGGCGCUAGAUCCACGGGAUGGACACCAGGGGGCAGAGAGGGAGCGGGGUGGGGGGGUGUGGGAUCGUCCUGCUGCUUCUGCUCGUUCUCCUGCUCUCGCUCCUCAGAGCCUUCCUGGUCCUCAGAGUCUCUCUGUUGCUCCUCGUGGUCGUGGUGUCGCUCCUCAGAGUCUCCCUGUUGCUCCUCGUCCUCGUGGUCGUCGACCUCUUCAGUGUUGGGGUUGUGUGUGUGUUGAUGCUCGGGCGUGGCGGAUGGGGGCUGUGGUGUGGCCGUCUGCGGCGGUGGUGUGGUCGUCUGCGGGUUUGUGGGGUGCUGCUGGGUCUCGGACGAUUGCGACGGCUCAGCAGCCUCAGGCGUCUGCACACGCGCCGCUGCCUCUGCUCGGACGACAGCAGCAUGCUUGAGCUCAACACCACCGUGGCGCCGCGCAGCACCACCGCUCCUGUCCAACGUGACGUGUCGGUGGGGGGGCGGCGGAUGACGAGAACGAGACCGAGAGCGAGAACGAGAGCGAGAACGAGACCGAGGACGAGGUGCACGCUUGCGGGGAGGGGGAGGGGACCGCCGAGUCGCCGUGGGACGCUCGAUCUCCUUCUGCACCACGGACUGACGGCGCUUCGCGUCGUUCACACUCUUGUCGUACUUCCCCCUUGAGAUGGCCGACUUGUCGCGCCGCUUAUCGAGCUCAUCUAUCUCGUCAGUGAUCUGCUCUUUCGCGUAGAAGAAGCCCACCAGCUCGUGCUGGUCUCGUCGGUCGUAUUUCACUCUCCUGAGCGAGCGAUCGACUUUCUCACGGAUGGUACUGGGCGCGUUGUGGUCGGUGAACAGGUGGCCACGGACGAGAUCAGAGGGUCGAGGAGGACGAGAUGGACGAGAUGAGGGCUUGGACAUGACGACAGCAG